AUGGUAGGAUUUAGGGGUUUCCUUGCUGAGCUGGUGGCGGGAAGUGAUGCUGGGUCUGCUCAGGGACGCCAACCCCAUGGGACGAGGUACAAGGCCGUGUCCCAGCUGUCUCCGUCCUGGGUGCAAGUCCAGCGGGACCCCUCAGAGGGCUGCCACCGCUCCCGACUGGCACUUGGAGCUGCCUUGCUUUUGCCGGACGCAGCAGUGGGCAGAGCUCCAGAGGCCGUGCCUCGGCACGCAUUGAGAUGUCCUGCGAACGAGGGCGUGGGGAGCCGGCGGGACCACCCCCCUGGCCGGGGCAGGAGGCGGCAGCGGGGGGUGCUGGGGGAUGCUCCCCCGUGGCUCUCCGACGACGACCUCCAGAAGAUGCGGCUGCUGGCCGGCGGGCAGGUGGUUUCCAAAACCCGUGUCCCGGCCCACGGGCAAGUCCUGCGAGUGGGGCUGCGGGCCGUGGGGGAUGCCGAGGGGGACGCCUCGCCAGCCAGCCCGGAGGGGGACUGCUGGGACGGGCGCUGCGGGCUCAUCAAGCGUCCCGGGGACCUCUACGAGGUGCUGGCCUUCCACCUGGACAGGGUGCUGGGUCUGAACCGCAGCCUGCCCGCCGUGGCCCGGCGCUUCACCAGCCACCUCCUGCCCUACAGCUACACCGAUGGCUCCCUGCGACCCAUCAUCUGGUGGGCGCCCGACCUCCGGCACCUGGAGGACGCCAACAACGACCAGAACUCCUGCGCCCUGGGGUGGCUGCAGUACCAGGAGAUGCUGCGGCCCCACAGACCGACACCGGCAGGCAGGGAUGGCCCCUGCUCCAGCAUCGCGCGCGGCGAGUGGAGCCGCCUGGCCCUCUUCGACUUUCUGCUCCAGGUUCAUGACCGCCUGGAUCGCUACUGCUGUGGGUUUCAGCCUGAUCCCUCUGAGCCCUGCAUGGAGGAGAUGCUCCACGAGAAGUGCCGAAACCCGGCGGAGCUGGUCCUGGUCCACAUCCUGGUCCGGAGGAGUGCACCGUCCCGCCUGGUGUUCAUUGACAAUGCGGGCAGGCCACAGCACCCUGAGGAGAAGCUCAACUUCAGGCUUCUGCAAGGCAUAGACAGCUUCCCGGCUGUGGCGGUGGCCACGCUGCGGUCGGGCAGGUUGCAGAGCCUGCUGCUGGAGUCACUGCGUGUGGAUCGGGAGUUCUGGGAGAGCCACGGCGGUGCCAAGGGCCUGAGACCCCUGCUUCAGACCAUCGACAGGCGGGCACGCAUCCUGCUGCAGUACAUCCAGGAGUGCAACCUGACGGUGUUCGAGGACUCGCCGCGCUGA
Messenger RNA from Haliaeetus leucocephalus (bald eagle), 1299 nucleotides. It is a transcript of the gene GASK1A, whose product is annotated as family with sequence similarity 198, member A. Gene Ontology annotation, cellular component: Golgi apparatus. The record is from RefSeq and is a predicted model, not a curated record. The transcript has 6 exons. Bases 1 to 1299 code for a protein of 432 amino acids. Lineage: Eukaryota; Metazoa; Chordata; Aves; Accipitriformes; Accipitridae.